AUGCAGCAACCAGACCACGUUUCCUUCUACGAGGAGGUCCUCCUUGAACACGACCUGUCACCGUUUCUGGCCAGCGGCGUAGUCAUCACAGACUUUGCUAUGACCUCCUGGGGAGGCUAUCUUCUUGGGCUGUCGGACGGUAGCCUGCUUUUGGGCCAGCGUGAAUCGAAUGCUAUUGAGUGGUCACUCAUCGAAGUCUUCAGUGUGACGCUCCAAAAGAUCCUUGUUGGUCCAACCCACAUCUUUGUUGUGGGGAUAGACGAAAGUGUUCAGUCUCGUACUCGUUUUGGCGGCGCUUUUUUGGCCCACCAAUCAUCAGGCCAGGCGCGUUCUGGGUUCUCCCUUGCUGUCUUUGCUUAUUCUCAGAACAGAAGGCGUCACUCCUCAGGAACUGGCGCGACUUUAAUCUUUCGGCAGAAGAUCCCGUCCUCACUUUCAAUGGCCAUCACUGGGAUGGCUGUUUCCGCCAUGUCAGUAACGGAGGAUGAACAUUACCUUAUUCUUGGAACUAACAAGGGCCAGGUUGAGGUCAUUCGCCUCAACAGAAACAAAUCCUUGUAUGUCACAGAGAUUACUGGGGCAUCGCUGCAAGGAAAGAAGGACUCUAGUUCACGCAUUCCCAUUCAGAGCGUUUUUAUAGUUCCAUCGACUGAGGGGACUCGCCUUGCAUGGGUCUUUGGAUCGAGCCUCACGACAAUUUCUUCUACCCUUAAUUCCGACAGUGUUUCCUCAUACAUAGGACUGUACGCGUUUAACGGUUAUGGCGCACAUCUACAUAGCCUGGCUAGACUUGUUUCCCCGCAACCAACGCAUAGAUCUGCUAUUCUUUGUGACUACAAUAGUAGCUUCCCCGCAAGCUCUCCCAAGAAUGCGUUUGGCACUAUAACUUAUUUUAAUUAUACGUCAUCACUCCAAAUUGUAGAGGUACUGACACCAUGCUCUCUCUCUAAUUUAGCUCUCAAUAAUCCAAACGAUAUAGCGAAGAUUGACACCGUUAUUAGGGCACCGCAUCCCCUCCUCUACACGUCACUUCCGUCACCUCUGAUGGCUCUUCAACGAAACUCCAUUAAUCACUUAAUGACACUGGAGCUCUCAGGGGCUCUAGCAGUGUAUGACGCUACGAAGCUUGUGUACAAAUCAUCCCUUCCGCAAACGGAGUACAAGGUUGUUGUGUCUCCUGUGACGAAUGCCUUCGUCUGUCUGGCUACCUCUCCCUCUCAAAACUUUUCCAUAAGAGAGAUCAAUCUUCUCAGUACACAUGCACAGAUCAAGUCUUUGAUAAGCAAUAAGCUCUACACCGAGGCUCUUGCCAUGGCGAAGAGCAGCAACUGCUCCUUAACAUCGUUCAACAUUGCAACUAUACACAUGCAGUUUGCAGACUUUCUCUUUGAACAGGGUCAGCUUGAACAAUCAAUCGAAGAGUAUAGUCAAACAUCGAAGCUUCUGGAGCCCUGUGUGGUGCUGUCUAAGUUUCUUGCAAAGAACAGGGUGGACCUGAUGGUGCGCUAUAUUCUGUCCAUCAAUCGGGCAGGAAAGGCCGAGGACAUGCAUGUCCGCAUGCUCUUUAAUUUCUAUGAGAAACUGGGCCAGAGGGAAGCCAUCCACGACUUUAUCGAGGAGGCUAUUCAAGUUUAUCAGAAUACUAAUUGCCAGCAGUGCACAAUUAAAAACAUCAAGGGAGCAUACGAUGCACUACGUGACAUGGGAAUGGUGGACGAGGCGCUAUUACUUUCUAUCUGUCUCGGGGAGGGACUGCUCGCCAUUAACCUUCUAAUUGAAACAAACAGAUACAUUGAGGUGCUUUGUCUCCUGUCUGUGAUGGACUUCGACGACUGUCGGGCAGCCAUACUGGAGUUUGGGCGCGAGCUCAUUAGGCAUUCGCCCCAGGACAUCUGCAAGACCAUAAAGCGCCUGUGUGUGAUGUUUUCCUCUGAACAGCCUGCCAACCUUCCUGUGCGGUACCGCCAGUCUGUCCUGCUGGCGACCAAGGAAGAGCCGAGAGAGAUCCCUGCAUGGAUCACGCGCAUGUCCAAAUGGAACAAACCAGCGGUGACGACUGAGCAGGUGUUUUCUAUUGAGGAGUUCAUGCUUGUCUUUUUUGAAGCAUCGCUUAACAGCAAUCUUCUAGAUAUUCUGAAAUCACUUUUUGCAAGAGUGCUGGAUAACACCCUCGGUUAUGAUUCGUUCAAGCCGGCCACGGCUGUUGUGUUUUUCGAGCUCCAACUCUGUCUGAAGAUAAGCGAGGCAGAAAUUCUGAAGAAUCUCAAGGAUUAUAUCAGAUUUAUAAAUAACGUGAUUGAUAACACCGGCAGUGCGGUUAUAUCCCGGCUUAAGAGCCCCGAUAUUGCACGAAGUCAGGUAGCAGUUAAGCCGGCGGGGAGAGCCAGUGGAAAGGAAAAGGCAGCCAAGAGACAGAAGAAGCUCAAGUUCGAGAUAAGAGAUGGGUUGGCUCGCAUUCUGGUAUGCUUCUAUCUUCACGACUUUAAGGCAGGGAUCCUGCGUUUGUUGCAAAUGAAUCUUGAUCACAUAAGCUGUAUUCGCUUUUAUAUCAGCACUGGAGACCUAUAUAGCGCCGGCGAGGCGUAUGGGCGCAUGCUGGAUGAUAAAGAGUUUAUUUCAGACGCCAGCUUUGAGAAAGACAUCUGGAUGGAGCUCCUAACGGCGUGCAUCAGCACCAAGAAUGUCGAGGCGACUGCCGACGUUCUCCGGACGAUCAUGAAGCGCAAGGAGGCACCGUAUGAGCAGGUACUGCAGGUCAUCACCACAGCCCUCCCGCUUUCGCAUGAGUCGUUGCAGACCGAUGCAAAGAGUGAGUACUGUUUUGAGGCAGAUGAGUUCACUACUGUUUCUCCAACCUUUUCGGACAGCAGCCCAAGCGUGACCUUCGGGCCCUUCGCAGAGUACUUCCGGCAGAUAGGCGAAAAGGUGUCUACGAGCCUCUGCGACUGCGUGAACACUAUGAUAAAGAAUCAGACGCAGCUCCGGACUUGGGAGGAGCGUCUUGCCGAUAUAUCUAAGCCGCGCCAAUGGACCAAGGGGAACUGUGCACGUUGCAACUUCCGACUAGAGCCCCCAAUCACUUAUCUCGGCUGCGGGCACGCAUUCCAUGGCAACUGCCUCCAAGGCCAGGAGAGCUGUCCGCACUGCUACCCAAGAGGCCACUCGAGUGCCACACCAGUCGUCAAGGUGGCCUCCGGGUGCGCCAAGACGUUUACAAACCUCGUCGAGGAGCUGCUUUGCCCCGAAGUUGCCCAGUUCUUCCCCUAG
Giardia duodenalis is the source of this 3267-nucleotide messenger RNA. RefSeq lists its product as uncharacterized. Lineage: Eukaryota; Fornicata; Diplomonadida; Hexamitidae. The record is from RefSeq and is a predicted model, not a curated record. The coding region runs from base 1 to 3267 and encodes 1088 amino acids. Gene Ontology annotation, cellular component: HOPS complex; endosome. Gene Ontology annotation, biological process: vacuole organization; endosome organization; organelle fusion. Gene Ontology annotation, molecular function: protein-macromolecule adaptor activity. The transcript has a single exon.